AUGACCGCCGAGGGUGAAGCAGGCGUGUUUGCCUCGUGCAGAUUCUGCCUUUCCCCGGCCAGCUCAGAAGACGGGAGUCUCGUCACUUUGAUCGAGUCCAAUGGCGGCCGUGUCGAUAAUUAUCUCACGGACAUGUCGACGCAUGUUAUCGUGGAGGACACGGAGGGCGACUCUGAUCUCAUUUCCGAGGCGAGAGACUUGUACGAGAAACCUGUCGUCACGCCUCGAUGGGUUCGAAUGUGCAUUCAAGCCAAACAACUCUUGGCUCUCGAGGGAUUCAAUCCUCAAAAUCGCCUCUUCCAUGGCAAAACCUUCUGUAUUUCGAAAUUGGAGAAAACCGAUCUGCGCUCCUUGUGGGCGAUGAUCACUUUCAACGGAGGUCAGAUACAGCUUUCCAUGGACUCGAAGUGCUCGCAUUUAGUCACUACAAGGUAAGGAGGAUGUCACAAAAAAUAUUCCAAAGCAAACGCUCUGGAAGACAUCGAAAUAGUCACUCCUGAUUGGAUCGCGGACUGUGUCGCACGGAAGGAGUUGGUCUGCUGUGAGGCCUAUCAUCCGUCGCUGCUUAUUACGUCCAAAGAACCCUCCCCUCCACCCGCUUCGACCCCGACUCCGCCAGCUGCGGGAAUAAAGCUCGAGCCGUCGACGACGCCCGUGCCAACGACUCCAACAACGCCCCAACCCCAGCCGAUCGUGAACUCCCGACCGGAAAGCGUCUCCUCUAUGGGCCCGACUCCCCCGCCGCCCCAACUUGCCUCUCCAGUCCAACAGAGUAUGGCGGGUCCGCAACCAAUGCAGAGCCCGCAGCCGAUGCAGAGUCCUCAACCUAUGCAGAGCCCUCAACCGAUGCAGAAGCCGCCACCAAAUACGGGACCAAACAUGCAGGGACAGUUGGCGCAGAUGCUGGCAGGUGGCCAACGGGUUCCAACACCCAACGGACCUCCAAUGAGUCAAGGACAACAGAUGGUGAUGGUUAGCGGGAAAACAGUCGGGGGCCAACAGGUGGUGAUGCAAGGUCAGCGCAUGAUGUUCCAGCAACAGCAGCAGCCGCAACAGCAGAUGCAGACACAGCAACAGCAGCAGCAGCAACAACAAGUAGUGCAGCAACCUCCAUUGUCCCCGAGUCCCCAAAUGCAACAACAACAGCAACAACAACAGCAGCAGCAGCAACAGUCCUCUCAGCUGCAACAGCACGGCAUGCCCCUGCAAAACCCUCAGGGACCUCCGCAGAUGGUAAGGCAGCAAUGGGUUGGUCAGCAAGGACAACAACUGACGCCCCAACAAGUCCAAAUGCUCCGACAGCAGCGCCAUCGCAUGGUCUUGACGCCCGGGUCGAACGGACAGCGUCUGGUGGUGGCGAUCCCGGAGCAGCUGCAGCAAAUGCGCAUCCGCGCGCCGAUGGGACAGCCCGGAGGGCAGAUGAUGGGACCGCAAGGCCAAAUUAUCAAUCAAUCAGGGGGACCAGCCAUGAUGGGACCCCAGGGUGGCCAAGGGGUCCAGCAACAGAUCAGAAAUCCAAAUCAAGGAAUGAUCCCUCAGGGGGGACAACAAAUGAUGAUGUCUCCUCAGCAACAGCAACAGGUGCAACAAUCCCAAAUGAGACCGAUGGGCCCCCCUGCGCCUGGGAAACCGAUGCAGCGGCCGCAGCAAGGACCACAGUCUCAGCAACAACAAUUACAGCACCAGGGUGGCGUGAAUCCGCAGUGGCGAUUCCAACAAAACCAGAUGCCGGGUCAGACUUCUCCAGGCGUCAGUCCCCAGGGUCCCCCUACGAUGCAAUGGCAACAGCAAGACCCCAUGAUGCAGCAGCGAGUUCAGCAAGAUCCGAUGUAUCAGCAGCGAGUCGAAAUGCAAAGACGUCAAAUGAUGCAACAGAUGGCGUCUCAAAUCGUACAGGGCCCAAUGGCUCAGAACGGACAGAGAAUGAUGGUUCCCCAACAGAUGCGCAUGCCCAUGCAAAAUCAACAGAGGAUGCCAAUGGGACCGGGUCAAGUCCAGCAGAUCUCUCAGCAGAGAUUCGUGGGCUCCAUGGGUCAACCCCUGAUCCAGGGCCAGCCGCCUCCCGGCGUGAAAGUCAAUCCUCAGACCAAAACCGCUCUCGCGAACCUCCUGAACAAUCGGUUGGGAGGCAGUCAACAAAACGAGAUGGGAAUCGGAUUCCCUCCGAGUCCGAUGCAGCAAGGAUCCAUGGGGGCCCCGAUACAGGGCGUCAUGCGUUACCAGGCCGUGGCUCCGGACAGUGCGAUUCAGCAACAGGGCCAACAGGCUCCCCCGAACCAAUCUCUCCAACCUCAAGCCGUGGCCUAUCGACCGCCAGGACCCCCGGUUCGCGCGGUCCGCCCGGAGUUCUUGGGGAGCUCGGCUCCGCAAGAGGCUCUGGUUGGACACGAGGCGUCGGCGACCGUUCCGGCUGACGUUCUCUUCAUCGGAUGUACAUUCUUCUUCGCGUUCAGUCAUUCGCAAGAGUUCAGCAAGGAGCAGAUCCGAAUCGCUCGAGAGGUCUGUCUCGAAAAAGGCGGGGUCGUUGUCGAUGCGUACGAUGCGCAGGUCACGCACGUAGUGUGUGAGCAUCAGGGUCAGCAGCUCGUGGAACAAGCGGUUGUCGAGGGCAAAAGAGUUGUCACCUUGUACUGGAUCAACGACGUUGUUCUCAAAGGCAAGAUGGUUCCUCCGUGGCAAGCCCUCCACCUGCCCACGGCCUACGGACCUCGUGAGAUGCCCUGCCAACAGCAUGUCAUCGCGACGACAGGCUUCAGUGGAGAGGAGAGACUCCGAAUCCGAACCAUGAUCCGGAAGGUCGGUGCCAAGUAUUCCACCUGUAUGACGCGAGAGAAUUCUCUACUCAUCGUCAAAUCUCGGCGGUGGAACGAGAACGGGGAGAAAUAUCGUAAAGCUCAAGAAUGGAACAUGACUUGUGUAAACGCCGUAUGGCUUCAUGACGUCAUGCUCGGUCAUUAUGAAGCUGUCAGGAUGCCGAUGGCGCACAAAUAUCAAGUCAGUGAUACCGAGGUUCUAGCGACGAGGAUAGACUUCGGGAUCGCUCAACCGCUCCUAGUCGCGUGGAAGGUUCCCAUCAGAGUCACUGAUGAGCAUUGGAAAACUUUCUCCGAGUCAGAGGUCAGCAAGGGGAUUCAGAAACGUAAAGAAAUCGCGGAGCGCGAGGCCAACAAAAAGAAAAAGCCGACGAACGACGAAAAUUGUGUGACGGUCACGAAUCCUAAUCCUCCGUCCGAAGGACAGCGGCCGGUGGUCCUAUUCUCCGGCAUUAUCGACCCAGAACCGCUGAAGCGAAUGGUCCUUCAGCUCGGCGGACAGAUUGCCAAAUCCGCGAAAGACGCUACACAUCUCGUACUUCCGAAGUUCUGCAGAACUAUCAAAGUGAUGUGCGCCGUGAAUUACGUGAAACAUAUCUGCAGCCCGGACUGGGUCCACGAGUCUCACAAAGCGAAUACGUUUUUGGAUCCCAUGGAUUAUUGGUUGCAAGACACCGACGCCGAAAAUCAGUUCGGUUUCAAUUUGCGUUACAUCUACGCGCAGAGACAGCAUUGUGCGCCCCCUCCCCUGAAGGGCUGCAUGUUUUACGUGACGCCGGGGUGUCUUCCAACGAUCCCCGUGUUGAAGGACGUCAUCGAGUCGGCCGGCGGUUCAAUGUAUCUCAACAAAAGACCCACGAUCAAGCACAUCAACCAAGUGAAUGAGAAUCCACAAACGAAGUUCUUCUGUAUUACAUGUGAAGACGAUCUCUAUAUGUGCAAGGAGCUUAUCGAAAAUCAAAUACCCUUAUAUAAUGUUGAACUUAUCUUGAGCAGUAUUCUGAGGCAGAAAGUUGAGCCCGAAGAAUACCUGCUCGACUGCUGUGUAUAGUGGAACGAUUUCCAUUUGAAGUUGUCUGUUUCCAUCUUCGGGACGUAACAGUGUUUCGUUCGAUUCGCGCCAAAAAAAAGUUAAAUCCAAUGCAAUACAAUGGUUCUCACGAAAGGAUAAGCCUACAGUUUAAUAGUCGAACUCUGUACUGUACAGUCUUAAUUGUAUAUAGCUCUUUUUCAAUUUGAGUGAGCAGAUUUGAUUUCGAGAGAGCCUCGAACUCCUGGAGUGAAUAUUUUUCCCAAGGACAUAUCCACGCAGAAUUCUGUAAAUAAAGGUUGCUGAUUCGAUUCAUCAAUUU
This is a messenger RNA of Galendromus occidentalis (western predatory mite), 4165 nucleotides long. Its product is annotated as PAX-interacting protein 1. The record is from RefSeq and is a predicted model, not a curated record. Gene Ontology annotation, cellular component: MLL3/4 complex. NCBI's taxonomy places the organism in Eukaryota, Metazoa, Arthropoda, Arachnida, Mesostigmata, Phytoseiidae.